This is a messenger RNA of Polypterus senegalus (gray bichir), 2378 nucleotides long. It is a transcript of the gene cfap100, whose product is annotated as cilia and flagella associated protein 100. The record is from RefSeq and is a predicted model, not a curated record. Lineage: Eukaryota; Metazoa; Chordata; Cladistia; Polypteriformes; Polypteridae. Bases 402 to 2219 code for a protein of 605 amino acids. The transcript is spliced from 16 exons.
GGCAGUGACUGAGUCAGAAUUCGAAGCAGUGUGUUUAACAUUGAGACAAUGUAAGACAGCUUGGAUCACAUUUCCCAGCCUGGCUAUAAAGCAUAAUUUAACUUCGGCUUCAGGUUGCUCAGGUAACGGCGCGGCAGUUACCAUGGAUUUACAAACAUACCACCUCUGACCAAUAAGGAGCUUCGCUUUCAGGCACGUGUAUGGACGCCGAAAAAUGCGAAAGGAUCUCAAUGAAACUCCUAUAAUGCCACUGAUGAGGAGACAAUAAAAGAAAAACAAAACAAAUUAAGGUUGAGAACCACUGUUUUACAUGAAUGCUGACAGUGUAUUAAUCCUUUAUCAUUCCCAGUCUUUCUGACAUCCCCGGGCUGAGACCUCUGCUAACAAAUUGGCCAUCUGCCAUGUCGUCCCCAUCUGUAAUUCAUUCCUCUGCCUCUCGGGAAACAACUGGCUCGGUGAAACAGUCAAGACUGAGAACGACCUCCCUGCACUCGGCUCCACUCUCAUCGCUGCCAUCAGUGAAGUUGGAAGCUGAAACUAAAUCUGUUAUCUCAGAUGUUGAAGAAGGUGAUCUUCCCACUUCCAAAAACCCUUUCAAGAUCCCACGGGAUUGUGAUAUCUUCCAGUUGAGAGAAAAGGAAAAAGAACAAAAGAAGCUAGAACAUGAACAGAAUAAGAAGCUGAAAAUACAUGAAAAAAUAACUUAUACAGGCAGAGUCAAUGCCAAGCGUGCAGCUAUAAGGGAAUUAGUGUCUGUAGAAGAAAAUGGGGCAACCACAGACGAGGCUGAAGAGGGGACUGCAGCAGCUGUUAAAGAUGACACUUCAUGGAAGCUCGCCAUGACCAAAGAUCGCUAUGUAGAAAAAGAAAGCAUAAAUGAAUACAUCGCAAAGAAAAGGGAAAUGUUUCUUUUGCAGUAUUCCUUGGCAGUGAAGCGAGAUGAGAUGCGCAAAUUAGAUGAAGUGGCCAUGCUGGAGGAGCAGAAGCUUGAAAAAGCUGAACAGUUUUUGGAGAACGAUGCAGCAAUGUUUGAUGAAUUUUUGAAAGAGAAUGACAGAAACUCAGUGGAAGCAAUUAAAAAUGCUGAGAUGGAAACAAAACUUAAGCUGGAAAAAGUAUCUGAAAUAAAACGAAUCUCUGCAAAGAUAGUUGGAAUUAAGAGUGAGAUUUCCAAGUAUGAAGAGAUCCUUAAAGACUACAAGAUGUACAAACAUUUUCUCAUUAAGAUGUCCCCUAAAGAAUGGCAACAGAAAUACCUAGAAAAGCAAAAAGAAUCCAAAAAAGCCAAGGUGGCAGUCAAAAAGAAACAGAAAGUGGAAGAAGGGAAAAAAUCGGCAUCAUCAACAUCUGCCAAAAGGGCAGAUGGCCGGACUCCACCUGCAGGGAAGGAAUCUGUUUCGUUCCGAGACACCAGGAAUUCAUCAAGAAGUAGUCAGAAGGCACUCUCUGGAAGAAAACAGAGUAUGAAGUCCUCGGAAAAAGAAGACGAUCAAGCAAUUUCUUCUGACAGUGAUGAGGAAGUAGAACUGUAUUUCCAAGACCCCCAAGAACUCUUGGAUAUUCUUGCUGAGCUGGAGGAACAAAAUUUGUCUCACAUUCAGAAUUCUCAGGAAACCGAGGAAACACUAGAAGAAUUUAAGCAGAUUGUGACUUCAACCCAAAACAGCAUGGACAAGGAGAUAAUGGCACUAGAGCAUCAGAUCACCGAGUUAAACAAAGCCAUUGAACAAGAAAAGGAGAAAGCAGCUGAACUGGAGCUCAAGUCUCGAGUGUUCUCCUUUGGCCAGUACAAGCCAGAAGAUCAGGAAGAAAUGCUGAACAACCUGAACGCUCAAGUGGAAGAAGUUUAUCGGACCUGCAUCGGAGACAAUGAUGCAAACCUGAGUACGCUUCUCAUGCUGACAUCCAUUGAGACCCGACUGGAGGAGCUCUUUGAGAGUCUUGAGACCAUGCCCCAAGAAAGAGUAGACGCAGUGGCAAAAUCCAAGGAGAAGGAGAGACGACUCAAGUUUAGAGAGGAAAAGCUGAAGCUACAGAAACAACACCAGGAGGAGAGAGUUCGCAAAGCAUUAGAAAGGGCACAGGCUGAUAUUAAGAAGCCGUCUGGAAGAAAGCUGAUAUAUCGUUCACAGCCUCCUGCACUCAAACAAGAAGAAAAUGACAAUCAAAUUUUUGCUGACAAGGAAAAAGAGGAACAGAAUUUCUUUUUCAGCUUCUGAAAAGGCAAAUUCACUUAAGAUGAGUAUUACUUGGGGAAAGAAAAAAAAAACACACACUGCACCAUCUCUUUAGGGAUAGGACAGUUUUAGAGUUUAUUAUUGGAUACCAUUGAAAAUGUAAUUUUCUGUGAAGGUAUAAUAAAACUGUAUAUACCCAUA